Mobula hypostoma (lesser devil ray) is the source of this 5357-nucleotide messenger RNA. It is a transcript of the gene wls, whose product is annotated as Wnt ligand secretion mediator. Gene Ontology annotation, cellular component: organelle membrane; endomembrane system. Gene Ontology annotation, molecular function: Wnt-protein binding. Lineage: Eukaryota; Metazoa; Chordata; Chondrichthyes; Myliobatiformes; Myliobatidae. The coding region runs from base 134 to 1765 and encodes 543 amino acids. The record is from RefSeq and is a predicted model, not a curated record. Gene Ontology annotation, biological process: Wnt signaling pathway; Wnt protein secretion; intracellular protein transport. The transcript has 12 exons.
GGGAGCGAGCUCGCUCGUAGAAUCACAGCUCCCGACACUGGAGCUGCGACAAGAUCUUUGCUUUGAUUAAAUUGACUCUAAUUCAAUUAGUUACUGUUACGGGCCGAAAAGAGUGAAAACAAGAUAAUAAAAGAUGGCAGGCGCAAUUAUAGAAAAUAUGAGCACCAAGAAGCUGUGCAUUGUUGGAGGGAUUUUGCUGGUUUUCCAAGUAAUUUCCUUUCUGGUAGGAGGUUUGAUCGCUCCACGUCCUACUACAGGAAUUAAAUACCUUGCAACGAAAUGUGUGGACGUCAGGAAACAUCAUCAGAAGUCCAGAUGGUUCAUGCCUUGGGGUCCCAACCAAUGUGAAAAGAAAAUCCAGGAGUUCUCUGAAGCUAUGAAACAACAGAUUGAAGCCAAUGAUAUUGUGUUUGCCGCGCAUAUCCCACAUCAAAACUGGGAGAUGAGCUCUUGGUUUCAGUUCCUGUUGGUGGUUUUGCAGUUUGAGAUUGAAUUUCAAAUAGACAACGAAAUAGCUGACGACGCUGUGGUUACGUUGAAUGUUUCGCUAGGCUAUCGUGAUGACCGUAUUAGUGAGUGGACUGAGAUGGCCCAUUCGAUUGAGAAGCGGAAACUAGAUUGCAACUUCUCAUCUCCAAAAAAUCCUGACAAUCAGGGGCAGCUGUAUGACUGUAACCUGCUACCCUUCAUGGAAUUGGGGAGCGUUGCGCACAAGUAUUACCUGAUUAACAUACGACUUCCCGUUAAUGAGAAGAAGAACAUUAACAUGAAAAUCGGAAAACUGAAGAAUGUUCGGCUGGUGGCAAUCCAUCAGAAUGGGGGAUUCACAAGGGUCUGGUUUGCAAUGAAAACCUUCCUGACUCCCAGUAUUCUCAUCAUUAUGGUCUGGUAUUGGAGACGAAUUACAAUGAUGACUCGCCCACCUGUCCUCCUGGAGAAAGUAAUUUUUGCACUUGGAAUCUCAAUGACCUUUAUAAAUAUCCCAGUGGAAUGGUUUUCCAUCGGAUUCGACUGGACUUGGAUGCUGCUCUUCGGAGACAUUCGACAGGGCAUUUUCUACGCCAUGUUGCUGUCAUUUUGGAUUAUCUUCUGUGGGGAGCAUCUCAUGGACCAGAAUGAAAGGAAUCGACUGUCUGUCUACCUGAAGCAGAUUGUGCCGAUUGGUUUUGGUUCCUUCUGUCUCUUCAUUUUUGAUCUAUGCGAGAGGGGCGUGCAGCUGACAAACCCUUUCUACAGUAUUUGGGCCACUGAUGUCGGCACAGAACUGGCUAUGGCCUUUAUCAUAGUUGCAGGCAUCUGCGCAUGUCUGUAUUUCUUUUUUCUCUGCUUCAUGGUAUUCCAGGUCUUCCGAAAUAUAAGCGGCAAAAGAUGUUCACUCCCAGCCAUGUCCAAAGCAAGGAGACUGCACUACGAGGGGUUAAUAUUUCGGUUCAAGUUCCUGAUGCUCGUCACGCUGACCUGUGCAGCCAUGACCAUUGUAUUCUUCAUUAUAAGUCAGGUGAACGAUGGACACUGGAAGUGGGGAGAAUACACCAUCCAGGUGAACAGUGCUUUCUUCACUGGCAUUUAUGGCAUGUGGAACCUGUAUGUCUUUGCCAUCAUGUUUCUGUAUGCUCCUUCCCAUAAGUGUUACAGUGAUGCUGAUCAAUCAAAUGGUGAUCUGGGAGUGAAUGGCGGUGAGGAACUGCAGCUGACUACCACAAUCACCCAUGCUGAUGGACCAACUGAAAUUUACAGAUUGGCUGGCAAGGAGGCACAGGAGUAAUAGUGGGACUGGGAUUGGGAGAAGUCAAACCAGCAACAAAGUCCAACCAUGCAAUUCCCCACUGGAAAAGGGGAGGUAUAAGUCUGCUGUGUCAUGUGUGAACUGAAGUCAUGUUUUAGGGAUUUAGCCUGUUUCAAUUCCUGUUGCUGGUUAGAGAGAACUCCUGCAUCCAGUAAUCUUGCUCCAAUUUGUAUAAUCUGUGGAAGAUUCCGGAACUGUGCCUUUUCUACAAUGGGACAAUAUUCCUUUUUUUCUGAAAGCAGUCAUGUGCACACUUACUUGUCAAAACAAAGUACUAUCAUUGUAGUUUCUGUCUUUCAGAGCAUUACCUUCUGUGACUUUAAUGUAUUGUUGUGUUACGACUGUGUGUGGGCAGAAACUUUAGUUGCUCAAGGGAUUGUCAGAUUGUGUGAGGGAUUAAGAAAGAACUGAAAUUAUAUAGCAUCUUAAAUCCUCGGGAUGCCCCAAAGUGCUUUGCAUCUAAUGACCUACUUUGAUGUAACAUAUUUAGUUCUAGAUUUUACAAUAAAAACAUACUUGUAGAUUCUGCUCCUGAUAGAGAUCAACAUUACUGUCAUAUAGUACUCCAUUUAAAUAUAGAUUGUUUAAAAAUUGUUCGAAGUAUUAGCCAUGUACUCAAGCAUUUAUUUUAGAUCAUUCUAAAAGCAUGAGUGCUCAAAGUGGAAGAGAAAUGUGAAGAAAACCUGAAUAGCUUGCUUAAUUUGAGACCCUUCCAUUGCGUAGAAAGGUUACUUUGUGUACAAGCAGACUGAAGUUACUGGUGUAACCUUAAACCAGUUGUACACAUAAUGUAUUUGGGUAAUCCACAUAAGGUAUCAACUUUGCCUGGAAGAUCUCAGUAGACUUGAUGAUUUUAUAUAUCAUGUGGGCUUCCAUUCACAGCUGGUUUGAUCUUCAGUGCACACCUUGUGGAUUGAAAUUAAGGAAAAUUAUUGUAACGCUGAUUAAGCAGACAUAAUUUUUCACUGAAGACCAGUGAGUGGGGAGGGGGUACGAAGUAAGAAACAGUAAGGCUUUCCUCUAGUCUCUAGAGGAACUGUUGAAAUGAUCAUUACCUAUAUCUGGUACUAUUCUUUACUUACGUGACACUGCUGCAAUAUAUUAACCCAGUUUGUGAGCAACACCCAAUAACUAUCCUGAAUGCAGUUCUUGGGCACAAUUUUCCAUGCAAAGGUCACUACAUAAUCGUCAGAUUCAGUAAUUGUGACAACUUAAUAUUCCUUAAUAUUCCCUUCCCUUCUUCUGUUGGGCAGCCAUGUGCACCGUUUUGUUAUUGUGUGAGAUGAGUGUAUUAGUAAAAACUGCGGUCAUCCUGGCUUGUGUGGUUCAGUGCCUCACCAUCCUGAGAGUCACUUAAAAGUCAUGUUUGAUACUUAAAAGUGUAUCUCACCUAGUUUAAAAUCUGGCAUCAGUUUUGAGGUGUUAAGUAGGACUUCUGACUUUGGCAUGCGUUAGUAAAGGCAUUCAAAACACAAAUCUUGAGAGUUAUUGCAGGCAUACAUUACAAUAAUAGAUUGCACAACAUGUUUCGGAAGAAAAUAAUUCUUAUAAUGGCCCAUUUUAUUUUGAAAUAAAAGGGAUGUUGCAUGUCCUUUGACACAGACACUAAGGUGAAAACCAUAAUCUUUCAAUGGUGUAUAUAAUUUAUGAUAUAACUGUGUAGAAUUAAUCCAUUUUAGGUGUUGAAAGGUUUUAUUUUAACUAUGACGUAAUAGAUUGCUUGUAUGCUAAUUUUAAAUAAAGUUUGUAUAGUGUGUGUAUAGCCUGGGUCACUGAGAUUGCCUUGGACAAGCUGUCUGUGCUGGUGCAGUGAUACAUCAACUGAUAUGCUUUUCUUGCCCAUUUGCUACAAAUGGCGUUCCUGCAAGGUUGAAUGUGAAGGAUAAAUUUUCAAGUAGAAGCCAACCUAUUUCCUUUAGAGAACAGGUAAUGCAGGUUUUACACCUACGAAGCAAGUUGGAAAGCUGACCCAUAAGCAGUAUUUGGAAACCCUCUGAAGAUUUUGUUUCAGUCUGGUCACUGGAUUACUAAUCCUUGGCAGCUUCAGGCUGCAGUCUCCAGCAGAUGGGUGUGAACCCGACAUCGGCACGUGCAACUGUGCCUGGGGACCUAAUACCUGAGUUGACUCUGCAUAUGUAGCAAGUGCAGUCUGCAGAAAAGUUUUCAGUGUCAUGUGGUCCCAGUAAUUUUUAAGAUGGGUGCAUGAGUGUUGUCCAAAACUAGGAACUCUUCAAUUGUUCAAACUAUAUCAGUACUGGGUACCUAAGAUCCCAAUUUCAGCCACAAUUGUACGCUUCACUUCAAUAUAAAGAUUAGCUUUAUUUGUCACAUGUACAUUGAAACAUACAGUGAAAUGCGUUAUUUGCAUCUGAGGAUGCACUGAAGGCAGUCUGCAAGUAUUGCUAUGCUUCCAUCACCAAAAUAGCAUGCUCACAACUUACUAACCCUAACCCAUACAUCAGUGGUCCCCAACCUCCGGGCCGCAGACCCGCGAAGCAUGCAAGGGUGCAGCGGUGGCCGGGACACACCCAGCACAUCUUUAAGAAAAAGCUGAAAUAAGCUAAUUAAGCAUCCCUGCAUGCUUCGCAGCCUGGAGGUUGGGGACCACUGCUACACCAUAGGAAUGUGGGAGAAAACCAAAGCAAAUCCAGACAGCGGCAGAACUGAAACCAGGAGACUGGCACUAUAAUGGAGUUGUCCUAGCUGCUCUGCUACAGUGCUUCACUGUAGGCUACCUUGCCCCUACCCCCACCAACACCCUCAGUGACAUUCACAACUGGAAAUCACAAAAAUUGGCGUAAGGCAGUGGGCUCACUGACAAACGUGCCCAACCUCUGCCACCCUUGAUCAGAUCUUGAAGGAAGAGGAAUCUGGGAUCAAGCCCAGAAGUACAAGCGGGUAAAGUUCAAAGAAAUGGCUUUGCUUGAACCACUUCUGGGCCUGGAUUCUCUGGUUGUCUGCAUCUGAUACAAACAGCAUCCUCUUACUGACCUCGACUUCAAAUGUCUGUUACUGCCUGACAGAAUCUCAUUGGCAUAGAGAGAGCGGGUGAACUGCCCACUCACCCACCUGGCUUCUGCCAUUUGGUAAGAUUCAGAAUUGCCUCUUGAAUGUUGAUUAGUUGUUGUGGAUCAGCAGUCCUGCUCUGCCUGCUUCAGAUCCCCAGCCUCCCACUUGUGUACCUGGGCACUCAUACAAUUUGACUGAAGUAUCUAUAAAUUGGGGUCUUUGUGCAAACACUUAAUUUAUUUUAUGAUCUUACCAUCCGCUCCAAGAGGAAAAUGAAUGCUGCAUCGUUCAGAGUGCAAAGUGAACCCAAAAGGCAGUUGAGAACUAUAUUUCUUACUCCUUUUUCCUGUCCUAAAGAAAGUGAAUAAGCUGUUGUAUGUUGGUAGCUCCAUUUGGCCCACAAGGUACAUGUGAGAUCUGCUGAUCUGAGUCGCACAUCAGAAUCUGGUUCACUAUCACUCUGAUACAGUAUAUGACAUUGAGUUGGUUGUUUUGCAGCAACACUACAUUGUAAAGACAAAAUUACUGUAACAAAAUAAAUAGUGCGAAAUUAAAAGAUAUA